Molecule: messenger RNA, 4515 nt
Organism: Adineta steineri
Lineage: Eukaryota; Metazoa; Rotifera; Eurotatoria; Adinetida; Adinetidae
Source: the annotation of a GenBank genome assembly
AUGCAUCUUUUUAAAAUAAUUAUUUCAAUAAGUUUAUUAUGGAAUACAUCAAAUGGAAAUUAUCGAAUAUAUGAAACAAUAACUAAAAAUAAUUCAACUGUUUUUGAUUGCUUAUAUAAUUUAGUAAUAGAGGGUGACGAUUCUCCUCAGAUGAAAAAGGAUUUACAUAUUGAUAGUAUUCCAUUUUGUCGACAAUCGCCAAUGAAAAAUAAUAAUGAUAUUUUACCGAUAAAUAGUCAACAAUGGACGUUUGAUCAACUUCGUCGAAUGAAUAUUUCAUUCAAACAAUUAUACGAUUGGUAUGUACCAUUAGAUAUUAUAGAAGAAUAUUUAUUAGAACAAUCAAAUGGAACAAUUGUUAAUUGUUCAAACAAGAAUAAUUAUUGGUUUGGAAAUCGUUGUCAAUAUACAUUGGAUUCUGAUCGAUCAUUGAAAGAUAUUUUAUGGGAUCGAUUUGACGCUAAAGAUGAAACGAAAGAUGAUUUAUUAACAAUUACAAAUGGAACAUGUUAUUUAGUGCCUAAUGAUCAAUGUCAAUCAAUUUUAUGUUUAGAUUGGAGAGAAAUUUGUGAUGGAAAAAUCGAUUGUACAAACGGAUUUGAUGAAUACCAUUGUCAUUUACUUGAAAAGAAUGAAUGUGAUGAAAUAAAUGAAUUUCGUUGUUUAAAUGGUCAAUGCAUUGAUAAAACAUUUUAUAGAGAUGAAUAUGCUGAUUGUAUGGAUUAUACCGAUGAAGCAUUUCAAAAUAGUGACGAAUGUUUUUAUAAAUUUUAUACCCGUUGUGAAGACCAUUCAUGUCCUAAUAUGUGGUUUUCUUGCGGUGAUGGAUCCUGUUAUGAUGGACCGAUAAACUUAAAUACAACACUUUGUGGAUCUAAAAAAGAUUAUCUCUAUUUUCAAAAAAUCUCAUCAUCACCAUCACCAUCAACAUUGAUUUUAUUUUCUCAUAUACAUUUUAUUUACAAAGAUUUGAAACCAGAAAUAAUAUGUUAUAAUCAAUCGUUAUGUCCGUAUUUAUUUAAUACAGAACAUUUUGAAAUAACGACAACAUCAUUAAAUGGUUUAACAUGUCAAUUAUUAGAUAGCAAGAUAAUAGAUGUGAAACGAUUUGUUCAAUCAUGUUCAUUAUUACCUUCAGAAAAUCAAUGUUUUUUAUUUAAAUGUAAUGAUGGUAGUAAAUGUUUUUCUCAACAACGAUUAUCCGAUGGUUAUAAAGAUUGUUCCAAUGGUGAAGAUGAAUAUCAGAAUAAUACUUGUUUAUUAAAUUAUUCUUUUCGAUUUAAAUGUGAUCAAGGAACACGAUGUAUACAUCCAACUGCGAUAGCAAAUAAAUUCAAAGAUUGUAAUGAUGGAAAGGAUGAAACAUAUUUUAUACGUUCGUUAUGUAAACUGGAGUAUUCAGAUGAAUGUCGUAGUUUUUUAAAUCAAUCUCGUCGAUUUAAUUUCAUUUUUGUACAACUUUGCAAUGGUUUUACUGAAAUUUCUUCUGAUUUAGAAGGAAAUACAGAUGAAACGGAUUGUCGUAGCGAUGAAUGGAAUUGUGUUAAUUUUCAUACAAAAUGUGAUAAUAUUUGGAAUUGUCCAAAUGGAGAAGAUGAAUUAGGUUGUGGAAAACCAAAUUUAGCUUCACGUCAUUGUAAUAAAACAACACAUUUUUGUUUGGAUAUUCAAAAUGGUUUACCAAUAUGUUUACCUUUAAAUAAAGCCAAUGAUGGUAUUAUUGAUUGUAUCGGUUCAAUAGAUGAACGAUCUUUUUGUCGUUCAAAAUAUCCAUAUGAUUAUGUUCUUCGAUAUCGAUGUUUAAAUUCUGAUAUAUGUAUUUCACCAUUUCAAAUAUGUGAUUGUCAUCAAGAUUGUCCUUUAAAUGAUGAUGAAACAAUAGCAUGUCGAUGGAUGAAUAAUGGGCAAACAUCAUUAUGUCACAAACAUCAUUUUCGAUGUAGAAAUGGAAUAGUAUAUAAUCAUACACAUGGAAUUUUUCGAUGUGAUGGAAUGAAUCUUCAUUGUGUAGAUGGAGAAGAUGAACUGUUUUGUGAUUUAAUUGAAUAUCAUUCUCGUACUCGAUUACAUUCUUUAGAUAUCGAUAAUUAUCCUUUACAGAAACAAGUUAAACAACAAAGAUCAUAUAUUGAUCAUAUGAUUAUAUGGUAUUGUAAUCGUGGUUUAUAUGUUCGUUCAUUGGAAAGUACAUCUGGAUACAUUUGUUUAUGUCCAAUUUAUUAUUAUGGUGAUCGAUGUCAAUAUCAACGUAAACGAAUAACUACUAUAUUUCAUAUUGAAUUAACAGGUUCAUUUAAUCGAAAUUUUCCAACAAUGAAAUUUAUUGUUUUAUUAAUACGUGAAAAUGAAAAACGAAUAAUAUUAUCACAUGAACAGUUUCUUUAUUCACCACUUGAAUAUUGUUCACCGAAAUAUAUAAUACAUUUAGUUUAUCCAAUAAAUGAUCCAUUAUCUUUAUAUUCAAAUGAUUCAAUUGAAGUUCUUAUGUUUACUAGUUCAAUUGUUGAACAUCAUUCAAAAUGGAUAUUUAAAAUUCUAUUUCAUUUUUUACCUGUACAACGAAUAGUUAAACGAUUAUUUAUUUCUAAUAUUGAUACUUUUGAUAAUUCAAUUGAAAGAAUAAUUAAUAAAAAGAAUUCAAGUUCAUGUUCAUUGGAUUCAUUUUAUAUUGGUUAUGAUAUAAAUCUUAAUAGAGAUAUUUGUGUAUGUCCAUUAAAUCGUAUUGGUUCUCGUUGUCUAAUUCCAUUUAAUCCAUGUACAAAUUCGAGUUGUAAUUAUCAUGGAGAAUGUUAUCCGAACGAUGAACGUGCUCAUCCACAUUCUCAAUUUCGAUGUAUUUGUGAAUUGGAAUGGUCUGGAAAUCAAUGUGAAAAUAAAAAAUUUCGUUUUCAUGUUUCAUUUACUGAUUCGAAAAUAAUUUCAUCAUCAAGUAUUGCACUUAUUCAUUUAAUUAUUCCAUUAACAUAUCGUGAAGAUUUAUAUUUAACAUCGUUCUAUCGUUUCCAUGAAGAAAUAUUAAAUUUAACAUUUUUAUUUGAAUAUACAUUCGAUAGUUUUGAUUCUCCUGGAUUAAUUUCUUUUAUUCAAUUAUUUAAUGAUCUUAAUCAUGUUAGUUAUUAUUUAUUAAAUAUUAUUAAACAAGUUGACGAAUCAUUAAAUGAAAUGAAUGCUAUUGUUGAUCAAAAGAGUAGAUGUCGAUCAAUAAAUGAAUUAUUGGAUAAAACAAUUCUUUCUCAACCAUAUUUACGUCGUGUUAAAUAUUAUCAACAGAUAUGUCUUAAAAAAAAUUUAAUUGAAAAAUUUCCAUGUUUUUAUGAUGAACAAUUAAUGUGUCUAUGUGAUAAAACAAAUCAUGCUUAUUGUUUUAAUUUAAAUUCAACAUAUAGUGGAUGUCCAUGGAAUAAAUGUAGUGAAAGAGGAAUUUGUAUAAAAGAUAAAGAAUUAUGUCCAACAUAUUCAUUUUGUCUUUGUAAUUCAUGUAGUUAUGGAUCAGUUUGUCAAUUCUCAACUGAAGGUUAUAUACUUUCUCUUGAUGCUAUUAUUGGAUCUCAUAUAAAACCAAUGAUUACAAAUCUAUAUUAUCAAACAACUACUAUUCAAAUAACUUUUAUAAUAAUUAUUAUUUUAUUUAUUAUUGGAAUAAUUUUAAAUAUAUUAACAAUUGGAACAUUUAAUAAUCGAACUACACAAGAAGUUGGUUCUGCAUUUUAUUUAAUAACAUCAGCAUUUCUUGGUCUUUUAAUAAUUAUUUUAUUAAUGGUUAAAAUAAUUUUAUUAUUAUAUGAUAAACAGAAUAAUAUAAGUUGUUCAUUCAUUGAAUUCUCAUUUAAAUGGUUUUUAACAAGUUGUGAAUGGUUAAAUUCAUGUGUUGCCAUUGAACGAUGCUCAGCAUUAUUAUAUAAAACGAAAUUUUCUCGUUUGAAAAGUAAAUAUAUAUCGAAAUGUUUAAUUCCAAGUAUAAUUAUUCUAGUUGGUUUAAUAUCAUCACCAGAAAUAUUCUUUCGACAAAUGAUAAUUGAUGAAGAAGAUAAACGAAAUUGGUGUGUUUUUACUCUUAAUAAUAAUAAUCGGCCGAAGGUUUUUAAAUCUUAUGUUGCAUCAAAUUUAUUUCUAUUCUUUGUACCAAUAAUUAUUAAUUUCGUAAGUAGUUUUAUUAUUCUUCGAAAAACUUUUGAAUUAAAACGAAGAAUGGAAUUAAAUGCUAACAGAAAUACUAAUCAAGCAGAUCCAUGGAGAACACGAUUACUUCUUAUUAAAAAACAAAUUAUGAAACAUAAACAUAUUCUUUUAGGUCCUCUUUUACUUGCUAUUCUUUCAUUUCCUCGAAUUUUAUUUCUUUUUAUAUUUGUAUGUAAAAAACUUGAUCGUCGUCCAUUUUUAAGUUUAUUUGCUUAUUUAAUUAGUUUUAUUCCUUCAAUGACAAUUUUAUUUUUGUUUAUUUUACCUUCAACUGUUUAUCGAGCAGCUUUACGUUCGUUGAUAAAACGAAUUCUUUGCAAUCGUAUUCUAAACUAA